Messenger RNA from Scatophagus argus, 2307 nucleotides. It is a transcript of the gene mettl3, whose product is annotated as methyltransferase like 3. The transcript is spliced from 11 exons. Gene Ontology annotation, molecular function: mRNA m(6)A methyltransferase activity; mRNA (2'-O-methyladenosine-N6-)-methyltransferase activity. Bases 172 to 1929 code for a protein of 585 amino acids. The record is from RefSeq and is a predicted model, not a curated record. NCBI's taxonomy places the organism in Eukaryota, Metazoa, Chordata, Actinopteri, Scatophagidae. Gene Ontology annotation, cellular component: nucleus; RNA N6-methyladenosine methyltransferase complex.
GCCGGAACGUUCAAUCUCAUUCAAGAUGCUGGUCCGACACUUUUUCGGCCUGUAACGUUACGCUACAAGCUUGGCUCGUUAAGUCACAAGGCGGGCAGUGUUCAACUUUGUCUAAAUGCUGUAGAACGUGACUGGUGUCCGUGUUGUUAUCAGGGUUGAUCCCAGCUCGUCAUGUCGGACACAUGGAGCAACAUUCAGGCGCACAAGAAGCAGCUGGACUCCCUGCGGGAGAGGCUGCAACGGCGGCGGAAAGAUCCUGCACAACUGUCCGCGGACGGUGGAAGCAGCACAGAUGGUUCCACAGCCAGGAGUGACAGCCCGGCUCCGUCCACACCGUUUCAACCUCAGGAGGAGACAGAAAAACCACCAGACCCUGAACUAGAGAAGAGGCUGCUGGGAUAUCUCUCUGAUCUGAGUCUUUCGCUGCCAACAGACUCCCUUGCCAUUACAAAUGAACUUAACAGCUCUGAAGCAGCUGUCAGUCAUGGGUGCAUCCAGAGUCUGCUGCUGAAAUUCGCUGCUCAGGAGCUCAUUGAGGUCCGGCAGCCCGCCUCAUCCUCCACAUCUGCUACUUCCUCCUCCUCAGUUGUGGUAGCAGUGGACCACACAAAACUAUGGGCCAUGAUCGGGUCUGGAGCCGGGGCCCAGCGGAGUGGAGUCAAGAGAAAAGCAGAAGAACAAACCCACCACAAAAGGGCUCCAGGCUUCUCGCCCUCACUUCAGAGCUCUGCUUCUCCUCCUCACACUUCCUUCACCUCUUCUUCCUCCACACAGUUGGCAGGGCCGUCGGUAUCAGGGAGUGGUGCAGAGAAGAAGGGCAGGAGCAGCAAAAGCCAAUCGUCUCAUGUGGACAUGGAGAUAGAGAGCCUCCUGAACCAACAGUCCACUAAAGAGCAGCAAAGCAAGAAGGUGAGCAGAGAGAUUCUGGAGCUGCUUAAUGCCAGCACAGCUAAGGAACAGUCCAUCGUGGAGAAGUUUCGCUCUCGUGGCCGAGCUCAAGUCCAAGAGUUCUGCGACCACGGGACCAAAGAGGACUGUGUACGCUCCGGGGACACACCUCAGCCAUGCACCAAACUACACUUCCGUCGCAUCAUCAACAAGCACACAGACGAGAGCCUUGGCGACUGUUCCUUCCUCAACACGUGUUUCCACAUGGACACCUGCAAAUAUGUCCAUUAUGAGAUCGACAGCCCUCCAGAGGCCGAGGGGAGCCUACUGGGGCCCCAGGCCGGGACCACGGAGCUCGGACUCCAUGCAGGGGACGCAGACAGCAACGUGGGCAAACUGUUCCCCUCACAGUGGAUCUGCUGUGAUAUCCGCUACUUGGACGUCUCCAUCCUGGGUAAGUUUGCUGUGGUGAUGGCUGACCCUCCGUGGGAUAUCCACAUGGAGCUGCCCUAUGGCACACUGACUGACGAUGAGAUGAGAAAACUCAACAUCCCCAUCCUACAAGAUGACGGCUUCCUUUUCCUUUGGGUCACUGGCAGGGCUAUGGAGCUGGGCAGAGAGUGUCUCAGUCUUUGGGGCUACGAGCGGGUGGAUGAAAUCAUUUGGGUGAAAACUAACCAGCUUCAGAGAAUCAUCCGCACAGGAAGGACGGGCCAUUGGCUGAACCACGGGAAGGAGCACUGUCUGGUGGGUGUGAAGGGAAACCCUCAGGGCUUUAACAGAGGUUUGGACUGUGACGUCAUCGUGGCCGAGGUCCGCUCCACCAGUCACAAACCAGAUGAGAUCUACGGCAUGAUAGAGAGACUGUCGCCCGGCACCAGGAAGAUCGAGCUUUUUGGUAGACCCCACAACGUCCAGCCCAACUGGAUAACUCUUGGAAACCAGCUCGAUGGCAUCCAUCUCUUGGAUCCUGAGGUCGUGGCUCGGUUUAAGAAGCGGUACCCAGACGGCGUCAUCUCCAAACCCAAAAACAUGCAGUGAUGAUUUUAUCAGUGGUCACACGUCUGGAGAGGUUUGUUUAUCGACUGUUUUUGCUCUGUUUCUUCCAUACUGAUGAGCAAAUUUCUGAAGUAGUUGUUGUCAACAAGAUACAUCGCGCUUUGGUUAAGAAAUGACUAAAACCACAUGAACACAUGAUGUGAAUUACUUUGGGAGUUUUAUGUGCAUGACUGUAUGACAUCUCCAUAUUUAAUACAGCAAACUCCACAUUCACCAAUAAAAACACGGAGACCUUUUGAAUUAUUUUUUUGUUAUUUUGUCAGUAAACUAUAAAGUUACUUGUAUUUUGAUGUACUUCAGAUUUUCAUAGCUGAUCAUUAUUUUUGCAUUAAAGGACAAACAUUGAAGUUUCAAAUUUCA